AUGGCUUCCUCCCUCGUCGCACACCAAUCGCUCGCCACUCUUUCGUUCAACACAGCAGUGAAGGGCGCUUCUCUCUCCGCAAAUCGCCUUACAGUACUUCCCGCCGUCGCUCCCCGCGGACUAGGCGUCACCGCCCUCCUAGGCUUCAACAAAGCUGCUGGCCCCGCUAAGACCGCCCCUACUAAGAAACAGCUGCGUACCGAGGACGGCAUCUUCGGCACAUCCGGCGGCUUCGGCUUCACGAAAGCCAACGAGCUCUUCGUGGGCCGCGUGGCGAUGCUCGGAUUCGCGGCGUCGCUGCUGGGCGAAGCGGUGACCGGGCAGGGAAUCCUUUCGCAACUGAACCUGGAGACGGGCAUCCCCAUCACGGAAGCCGAGCCGCUGCUGCUCUUCUUCAUCGCAUUCACCGUGCUCGGCGCCAUCGGCGGGCUGGGCGACCGCGGGCGAUUCGUGGACGACGACGCGCCGGCGGGUCCGCCGGUGAAGCCGGGGAGCUUCAAGGCGGCGCUGGGGUUGAGCGAGGAGGGGCCGCUGUUCGGGUUUACCAAGGCGAACGAGCUGUUCGUGGGGCGCAUGGCGCAAUUGGGAUUUGCGGCGAGCCUCGUGGGCGAGGUGAUCAGCGGGCGAGGCGCGCUGGCGCAGCUGAAUAUCGAGACUGGCUUGCCCGUGUGGGAGCUGGAGCCGCUGCUGCUCGCCAGUAUCGCCUUCUUCUUCGUCGCCGCUAUCAACCCCGGUACAGGGAAGUUCAUUAACGACGACGAGUAG
Messenger RNA from Closterium sp. Yama58-4, 765 nucleotides. The record is from the annotation of a GenBank genome assembly. Lineage: Eukaryota; Viridiplantae; Streptophyta; Zygnematophyceae; Desmidiales; Closteriaceae.